AAUCAACGUGUUUUGUUUUUGUUUUGUCUCGUCUCGUCGAGCGAGACCGACCCGUUCGUCGUCCUCCGUCCUCCCUGGCGGCCUGGCCGCCUUCCUCUCCGUCUCGGGCGUCUCGCCCUUUUCCUCUACAGCUUCCUCUGCCCAAUCAGCUCAGCUCGUCCUCUCCCCGCCUCUCCCUCCCUCCCGUGAAUCACCAAAAUCCCUCGCCAAACAGUGAUAAAGCCGCAUUUCCCGUCGGGUUCGGUGGUGCCCAAUCAGCUCAGCCCAAAAUCGGAGGGAGAGGCAGCAAUCGAGUGCUGCGCUAGUUCGGCCGAAGUCCGAACCAAUCCCGCCGGGAAUCCGGGUCGAUCGGCCGCGACUGAGGCGUCUGGGCUCUGGAGGAGCGGCCGUCCGUCGGUGAGGAGGGAUGGGGGGCGGCGGCGGCGGAGGAGCCUCUGGGCCGGAGCUGUCGACGGACAACAUGAAGGGGAUAGUCCUCGCGCUGCUCUCCAGCGGCUUCAUCGGCGCCAGCUUCAUCAUCAAGAAGAAGGGUCUCCGCCGGGCCGCCGCCGCGACCGGCGUCCGUGCAGGUGUCGGCGGGUACUCCUACCUCAUGGAGCCCCUGUGGUGGGUUGGCAUGAUCACUAUGAUUGUAGGUGAGAUUGCCAAUUUCGUGGCAUAUGCCUUCGCCCCCGCGGUGCUGGUUACUCCCCUUGGAGCGCUCAGCAUAAUUGUUAGUGCAGUGCUGGCUCAUUUCAUUCUGAAUGAGAGGUUGCAUGCCCUCGGGGUGCUUGGCUGUGUGAUGUGCAUUGCAGGGUCUGUGGUCAUCGUUAUUCACGCUCCACAGGAGCAGGAGAUUACUUCAGUUAGGGAAAUAUGGAACAUGGCGAUACAACCUGCUUUCUUGCUAUAUGUUGCGUCAGUUAUUGUCAUUGUUUUUGUCCUGGUGUUCUAUUUCUCCCCUCUCUAUGGGCAGUCCAAUGUGUUGAUCUACACUGCCAUUUGCUCUUUGAUGGGCUCUCUUUCGGUUAUGAGUGUUAAGGCUCUUGGUACAUCAUUAAAGCUCACUUUCGAGGGAACAAACCAAUUAAUAUAUCCAGAGACUUGGUUCUUUAUGCUUGUUGUGGCUACUUGUGUGCUCACUCAGAUGAACUAUCUGAACAAGGCACUUGACACGUUCAAUACGGCAAUUGUAUCUCCAAUAUACUAUGUGAUGUUCACAACUCUUACAAUACUUGCCAGCGUCAUAAUGUUCAAGGAUUGGUCUGGUCAAAGCCCGGGAAGCAUCAUUUCUGAAAUUUGUGGUUUGGUUGUGGUGUUGUCCGGUACCAUUUUGUUGCAUGUAACGAAGGAUUAUGAAAGGAUCCCGCAAUCAAGAAGUGUUUAUGCACCAUUAUCUCCCUCCUUGACAACUAGAUUAAAUGGAGAAUUGUUGAAGCAUGUCGAGGAUGAGAGGACUUCGGACGAAGAAAAGGCAUUGAGAAGACAAGAGAUGUACUAGCAUCAGAAUAUCAAAGGAAAACUCUGAUGGACUCUCCGGCAAGGGCUUGUAUAUGGCAUGAUAGUGAUAACCUUCCCAUAGCGAUUGUUGAUUCCUCAAUUACAGUUUGAUAGUUUGUGUACAUAACCGGAUACCUGCAGCAUUGUUUGCAUAGUUAAAUGUGGCUGCCGAGUGAUUGCAAAUCUGCAGAGAUGGUGGAAGGCUGCACAGUUCCACCAAAUAGAAUCAAGUCGGGUGCAUAGAUUCUUGUCGAAUUCCCUUCUCCUUUUUGUAAGUUCCUCAGUUUUGUCCACAGCAUUUGUUCCAUGUGUAGAGUUAGAGAGGCCGAGUGAAGCACGGAGAUCGUAUGCAACUGUGAAUGAUGUACAUUAUUAUUGUCUUAGUGAAGUUCAUGCAAACUGGGAGUGAUAUACUCAAUUAAUCCCAAAUUAUAAGAUAUUUGACUUUUUCAACA
Molecule: messenger RNA, 1934 nt
Organism: Sorghum bicolor (sorghum)
Lineage: Eukaryota; Viridiplantae; Streptophyta; Magnoliopsida; Poales; Poaceae
Product: probable magnesium transporter NIPA4
Exons: 9
Coding region: 407-1480 (357 amino acids)
Biological process (GO): magnesium ion transport
Cellular component (GO): membrane
Molecular function (GO): magnesium ion transmembrane transporter activity
Source: RefSeq, a predicted model, not a curated record